Messenger RNA from Penaeus chinensis, 636 nucleotides. RefSeq lists its product as uncharacterized. The record is from RefSeq and is a predicted model, not a curated record. Lineage: Eukaryota; Metazoa; Arthropoda; Malacostraca; Decapoda; Penaeidae. Bases 1 to 636 code for a protein of 211 amino acids. The transcript is spliced from 4 exons.
AUGAGCAUGAGGUAUAGAAACAGUGUAAAGAAUGCUUGUCGUUUUCCAGGAGCAGAUACUUAUUCCGAUCAUAAUGUAGUUGUGAUUUUCUUGAAGAAAGUUGGAAAGAGAAGGAAAAGAGGUAAAUGGGACUUAGAAAAUAUGGAGAAAAAAGUUGAGAGUCUUAGAAUAAACAAAAAGGGGGUAUAUGAUGACUGUAAAAGUCCAAAGCUAUUAGACAACGAAAUUAAGGCAUCACUAAAGGAUUCAAAGAAUAGAAACGCAGGAGGAGUGGAAGGUAUACCAACAGAGUUUUGGAAGAACUUGGGCGAGGAAGGAGCGUUAGAGCUAGUUGAUAUAUGCAAGGUAAUUUAUGAAGAUGUCUGGCCAGCAGAAUUCACAAAGGCAGUCAUGGUACCUUUGCCAAAGAAAGUGAAUGCAACUACAUGCGGGGAAUACAUUACCAUCAGGCUAAUAUCGCAUGCGUCAAAGACCUUACUUAGGGUACUGUAUAACAGAUUAGAAGGAAAGGGUAGAUAUCACAUCUACAAAACACAGUUUUCUUUUGAGAGAGAAUGUGGUACCAGAGAUGCAGUCGGAGUCAUGCGUAUUCUCUCUGAAAAGGUAUUAGAACAUGGAGAUGAACUCUGUCUAUAA